Canis lupus familiaris (dog) is the source of this 1654-nucleotide messenger RNA. It is a transcript of the gene FNDC11, whose product is annotated as fibronectin type III domain containing 11. Gene Ontology annotation, molecular function: protein binding. Lineage: Eukaryota; Metazoa; Chordata; Mammalia; Carnivora; Canidae. The transcript has 2 exons. The record is from RefSeq and is a predicted model, not a curated record. Bases 470 to 1609 code for a protein of 379 amino acids.
UUCAUUCAUGAGACACACACACACAGAGGCAGAGACAGGCCGAUCGGAGGGAGAAGCAGGCCCCAUGCAGGGAGCCCCAUGUGGGACUUGACCCCGGGGCUCUAGGAUCAGGCCCUGGGCCGGAGGCAGGCGCUAAACCGCUGACCCCCGGGCUCCUGCCAACUUUCUUUGUGAUUAACCGAAGCCUUGGGUGGCUGCGGCUGGCCCAGAACCUGGGGCUGUCUCCCCGUCUGAGGGGCGGCUGGGGCCCAGGGCAGCCGUCAGACUGCUGGCCCUUCAAGGAGCGCAGCCUGCAGGGGGGGUCCUGGCGCCCCUGCGCCUGCCCCAGCCAGCUCCCUCCCACCGCCCCCUAGAGCUGGGAGCCGGGGCAGGGGUGGCACGGGAGGAGGGUCAGGCCCUGGAGUUGACGGCUGGCCUCAGAUCCUGAACUGAGGAGCUACAAGGCAUUUUAGCUUCAGGUACCCCGAUUAUGAGAUGGGGCACCAGGAUCUUCCCGCCCCGAGGGGCGUCGAGGCACAGAGUGGGGCUCAGUAACCAGGAGCUGAGGCCAGCGGCCACCCCGCCGCCUCCACUGGCUCCAGGCACCAGCUGGCCUUGUGUUUGGACAAUGAACUUGCAGGUGACAGGCCUGGGCCUGGACAAGAUGAAGCUGGACAGUCCUCAGUCCUUCCUGGACCAGGAGGAGGCGGAGGAGGCGGAGGAGCAGCAGCUGCUGGCGCCGGCAGCUUGGCGGACCUACAUGGAGCGCCGCGCGGCGCUGCGCGAGUUCCUGACGGCGGAGCUGAGCCCGCAGCUGCUCAAGCGCCACCACGCCCGCAUGGAGCUGCUCAGGAAGUGUUCCUACUACAUCGAGAUCCUGCCCAAGCACCUGGCCCUGGGUGACCAGAACCCCCUGGUGCUGCCCAGCACCAUGUUCCAGCUCAUCGACCCCUGGAAGUUCCAGCGCAUGAAGAAGGUGGGCACCGCCCAGACCAAGAUCCAGCUCCUGCUGCUCGGGGACCUGCUGGAGCAGCUGGACCGCGGCCGCGCCGAGCUCGACGCUCUGCUGGAGUCGCCUGACCCGCGGCCCUUUGUGGCCGGCUGGGGCCUGGUGGAGCAGCGGCUGGCCGACCUGUCGGCGGUCGUGGACAGCUUCCUGGCCCUGAUGGUGCCCGGGCGUCUGCACAUCAAGCACCGCCUGGUGUCUGACGUCGGCGCCACCAAGAUCCCGCACAUCAGGCUCAUGCUGAGCACCAAGAUGCCCGUCGUGUUCGAUCGAAAGGAGUCGGUGGCCCACCAGGACUGGGUCAGCCUGCGCUGGUUCGUCACCAUCCAGCCAGCGGCACCAGAGCAGUUUGAGCUUCGCUUCAAGCUGCUGGACCCACGGACACAGCAGGAGUGCACGCAGUGCGGCAUCAUCCCCGUGGCCGCCUGCACCUUCGACAUCCACAACCUGCUGCCCAACCGCUCCUACAAGUUCACCGUCAAGAGAGCAGAGAGCUACACACUGGUGUACGAGCCCUGGCGGGACAGCCUCACCCUGCACACCAGGCCGGGGCCCCCCGAAGGGCGCGCCCCCAGUCGGCUAGGCAAGCCGGGCCUGCCCCUGCCCACACUUUCUGAGAGAUGAUUUUCUAAUAUUUAUCCACUAAUAAAGACUAUAAACUCACACACA